Pseudopipra pipra is the source of this 1049-nucleotide messenger RNA. RefSeq names its product family with sequence similarity 237 member A (gene FAM237A). The record is from RefSeq and is a predicted model, not a curated record. The transcript has 2 exons. NCBI's taxonomy places the organism in Eukaryota, Metazoa, Chordata, Aves, Passeriformes, Pipridae. Bases 297 to 854 code for a protein of 185 amino acids.
UACUGAAAAAGUAGGGAUCUGUAAAUCAAGAAAGGUAAAAAACUUUCAGUGUGAAGAAGUUCCAAAUAAGAGAGUUCAUCAUACAGAUUUGAAGAUGAUUAGCAAAUUUUUACACAUGCUUCUGCUGCACACAGUAUUGCAACUCCUCUAGUAUCUAUAUUCACACAUGUAAAAAAGCAUACACACAUCUUCAAGGAGCAGAGAAACAAUUAACAUGAGUGCCUUCUAUAUGAUUCUGCAUCUAAAAGCGAGAAAAUUUUCAGCUUCUUUUGGUUUUCUUAUAUUUUAGUGACACAAUGGACCUUGGGAGCAGAGGAAGAAUCCACUGUAACAUGAGACUCACCUGCUCUCUGCUAAUCAUGGCAGCAUUCUGCAUGACACCUUUCCUCUGCCAUAGUCAAACUGAUCCACUAGCUCUUGGGUGGGCAGAUCCCCAGUGUUGGGAAUCCUCCUCAGCUGUCUUACUGGAGAUGAGGAAGCCUCGCAUUUCUGACUCUGUCAGUGGCUUUUGGGACUUCAUGAUUUUUCUGAAAUCAUCAGAGAACCUGAAACAUGGGGCUUUGUUCUGGGACCUGGCUCAGCUCUUCUGGGAUAUCUAUGUGGACUGUGUGCUCUCCAGAACCCAUGGCCUAGGGAGAAGGCAGCUAGCAGAAGCUGAGCAGAAGACUGCUACUCUACAUUCUCAGUUCACAGGGAGAAACCAAGGGAUAUUUUCUCAUAUUCAGAGGUCGCCAAUUCUGAAGAAGAGAGACUCAUUUGAAGAUUUAAUAAGUAUCCACAUGCAUAAGAGUAGACCUACAUUACUUCGAAGAGUCAUUGGAGAGUUAGGAAAAAAGAGGAAAUCACACUUUUAGUUCAAGAUCUUGAUUUGUAGAUAUUUUUUAAUUACUUCUCUUUAUUUUUUGCAUUCUAAUCCUCACUGAUGUCAAUUUACAUGUAGAAAAAGGCCUGUAAGCAUGGGCACCAUAUCUCUGAUUAACUUGGACUUAUGGGGUUUUUUAAUUAUCUAUUAAUUUCAUCUCCUUAAUAAACUGCAUGAUUUAUAAGCA